Ipomoea triloba (trilobed morning glory) is the source of this 1012-nucleotide messenger RNA. Its product is annotated as 14-3-3-like protein 16R. NCBI's taxonomy places the organism in Eukaryota, Viridiplantae, Streptophyta, Magnoliopsida, Solanales, Convolvulaceae. The record is from RefSeq and is a predicted model, not a curated record. Gene Ontology annotation, biological process: signal transduction. The coding region runs from base 70 to 843 and encodes 257 amino acids. The transcript is spliced from 4 exons. Gene Ontology annotation, cellular component: cytoplasm.
CUUACACUUUCGCCAUAGUGCCAUACCUCAUUUCCUCUCUCUCUCAAAGACUCAAACCUCUGUGUGACAAUGGCGUCGACACGCGAGGAGAAUGUGUACAUGGCGAAGCUUGCGGAGCAGGCGGAACGCUACGAGGAGAUGGUGGAUUUCAUGGAGAAGGUGGUGACGGCGGCGGGCGGCGCGGAGGAGCUGACAGUUGAGGAGCGCAACCUGCUCUCCGUCGCGUACAAGAACGUGAUCGGCGCUCGGCGCGCCUCGUGGCGCAUCAUCUCCUCCAUUGAGCAGAAAGAGGAGAGCCGCGGCAACGAGGACCAUGUGGCAUCAAUCAAGGAGUACAGAUCUAAGAUCGAAGCAGAACUGACAUCGAUCUGCAAAGGCAUCCUCAAUCUCCUCGAUUCUACUCUCAUCGACUCCGCUUCUUCCAGCGACUCUAAGAUCUUCUACUUGAAAAUGAAGGGAGAUUAUCACCGCUACUUGGCUGAGUUCAAAACCGGAGCCGAUAGGAAAGAUGCCGCGGAGAACACUCUCUCCGCUUACAAAGCGGCUCAGGACAUUGCCGUUGCAGAACUAGCUCCCACGCAUCCAAUCAGACUUGGCUUGGCUCUCAACUUCUCUGUAUUCUACUACGAGAUCUUAAAUUCUCCCGAUCGCGCUUGUAAUCUGGCCAAACAGGCCUUUGAUGAAGCCAUUGCCGAGCUUGAUACUCUUGGAGAGGAGUCCUAUAAGGAUAGCACUCUCAUUAUGCAGCUCCUUCGUGAUAAUCUCACUUUGUGGACUUCAGAUAUGCAGGAUGAUGGAACUGAUGAAAUCAAAGAAGCACCAAAACAAGAUAAAGAAGAGUAAAGUGUGAGGUGCUAGGUAUUCAAUGAUUUCCAGCAAUUCAAAGCUGCCAUUUCUUGUUAUUCAGUGUUUCAAGGUUGUCGUUUAUAUGAAUUGUUGUUGUCCUUGCUUAAAUUCAUACAUUGAGGAUUCACUUUAAUGAAAUGAAUGACAUUCAUGAUAUUGCCCAGAA